AGGCAGCAGCCUUCGCGCCCGGCCCCGCUUGUCUCCCUCGCGGCCGGAGAGCGAGGAAGGCAGCGGCGCCAAGCAGAGCGGCCGGGCUCCUCCGGCUUUCGGGAGGGCAAAGGAGGCGCAGGCGGCCUCUCCGAGGGCCCGCCCGGCUGUUGCGCUUCGACCACUUGUUGCUCAAGCUCCGCUGAUUGGGCUGCCGGGCGCCCCGCUCGACUCCGCUCCUCCCCGGCCGACCGGAGCGCGACCUCUCGCUCCCGGCGCUAGGCGGGGGCAAAAGGGGCGGGGCGGCCUCGCCGGCCCUAAAGCUGCCGGUUCGCGCGCCGGAGCCGCUUCGCUUGGCUUUUGUCCCGGGCAGAGAAACGGAGAGGACGGCGGGCCGCUCGCCUCUUGGUGCGCCUGUCUGCUCGCCGCUCGCGCUCAACUUUCGGCUCGCUGGGCAGCGGCCGCUCCGCCCGCCCGCAAGAGAGGCGCCGCUCGGCAGCCGGAGCGUCCGCGAAGCCGGCCCGCCUGCGCGCUUCUUCCGCCGAGAAAGUUCAUCGUCGCGACAGGCCCGGCGGAGGCAGCGUGGCAGCCGCCGCUUCUCGGCGGCCGCCUCCCCUUGGCAGCCGCCGCUCUCCUAGGCCGCGCGCUCGGGCGCUUCAGCAGGCCAGCUCCGGCUUCCGGAUCGGGGUCCCGAAAGCGGCGAGCCGCCUCUCUUGGCGCGGCACCUGCUCGGACCCGGCCUGCUCGCGGGCGCUCCGACGGCUCUGCGCCCUGCGAGGGAUGAUCGGGCGCCGCCGGUUGGUUUGAGAAAGGUGGUCGUCCCCGCUCCGUCGUGGACUCUCCCCGUGGGGCGAAGAAGCCGCCCUUGCCAGUGAAGCAGCCGCGCCACUUCAUCCCGCGCCAUGGAAGUCCACGUCGGGCUGGGCAGGGUCUACGGCCGGCCGCCGGGAAAAACUUUCCGCGGAGCUUUCCAGAGCCUUUUCCAGAGCGUCCGCGAGGCUUUCCAGAGCCCCGGGCCCGGCGGAGCGCGAGAGGAGAUCGGGCCCAGCGGCCAAAGCGCGGGCUCUCCGUCAGCUGGCCCGUGUCCGCCGGGCGCCCGCCUGCAGGAGUCCAGCCCGCGGCAGCAGCAGCAGCAGCCCGGCUCCCCUUCUUACCUGCCGCUGGAUGAGGCUGCGCCAGGCAGCAAAGGGCUCCAGCCGGCUGACCGCGCGCCCCAUCCGCCGGCCGCCGCCGCCUCCGCCUCCGCCUCCUCCUCGGCCGCCUCCUCGGCGCUGGCCUUGCUGGCUCCGUCGUUCCAGAGCUGCUCCGGGGACCUGAAAGACCUCUUGGCCGAGAGCAGCCUCCUGCCUGCGGCGGAAGGGGAGCCGCGCGGCGACGGGGCGGCGAGCGGCGGCGAAGCCAGCGCGGCCAAGGAAGACUACUUGGGCGAGAGCGCCAAGGAGCUGUGCAAAGCCGUCUCGGCCUCCAUGGGCCUGGCAGUGGAAGUGCUCGAAGGGCCCGGCGGCGGCGAAGCGGCCACCAGCCGCGGCGACUGCAUGUUCGCGCUGCCGGGCGCGCAAGUUCGGCCCGUGGCCGUGGGGGGCUGCAAGAUCGUCGAAGCCGAGCAGGAAAGCGGCGGCAGCGGCGGCGAGGGCGCGCUGGCCAUGGACGUGCCGGGCCACCUCAGCCUCUUCAAGAGCUCGCCGGAGCUGGACGAGCCGCCGCCGGGCGCCUUCCAGAGCCGCGACUAUUACAACUUCCAGCUGGCGCUCGCCUCGCACGGCCGCAUCAAGCUGGAGAGCCCGCUGGAGUACGCGGCCGGAGGCCUCUGGGGCACGCAGUACCGGCGCGCCGGGGAAAUGCCCGCCUUGCCGCCCCACUACGCCGCCCCUCCGGGCCCGGCCUGGCACCCUUUCUUCGCGGAGGACGCGCAAGUCUACGGCCCGUGCGCCUCGGCCGAGCCCGCCGCCGCGACCCCUUUCGGCUACGGCCGGGGCCAAGGGCCGCCCGGCCAGGAAGGAGCCGACCUGCCCUCCGAGGUGUGGUACCCCGGAGGCGUGAUGGGCAGGAUGCCUUUCGCUCCGGCCACCGGCUGCAUCAAGACGGAGCUCGGGCCUUGGAUGGAGGGCUACGCGGGCGCCUACGGAGACGUGAGGCUGGAAUCUGGAAGGGACCAUGUUCUGCCUAUUGACUAUUAUUUCCCACCACAGAAGACAUGCCUGAUAUGUGGGGACGAAGCGUCAGGAUGCCACUACGGAGCACUGACCUGUGGAAGCUGCAAAGUCUUUUUCAAAAGGGCAGCUGAAGGUAAACAAAAGUAUCUCUGUGCCAGCCGAAAUGACUGCACCAUUGAUAAAUUCCGAAGGAAAAACUGUCCCUCCUGUCGCCUGAGAAAAUGCUACGAAGCAGGGAUGACCCUUGGAGCCCGCAAGUUAAAGAAAUUGGGUAACCUGAAGAUGCAAGAAGAAGGGGAGACAGCAGGGCCAUCGAGCCCCACUGAGGAUCAAGCCACGAAAAUGCCCAUAGCACACCUUGAUGGCCUGGAAUGCCAGCCUAUCUUCCUCAAUGUCCUGGAAGCGAUUGAGCCUGGCGUGGUUUGCGCAGGGCAUGACAAUAACCAGCCCGACUCCUUUGGCUCCCUUCUGACCAGUUUGAAUGAACUUGGAGAGAGGCACCUGGUACAUGUGGUGAAAUGGGCAAAAGCCUUACCAGGGUUCCGCAACCUGCAUGUAGAUGACCAGAUGGCCAUCAUUCAGUACUCCUGGAUGGGCUUGAUGAUUUUUGCCAUGGGAUGGAGGUCCUUCACCAAUGUGAAUUCCCGGAUGCUUUAUUUUGCUCCAGAUUUGGUCUUCAAUGAGUACCGGAUGCACAAAUCCAGAAUGUACAGCCAAUGUGUCAGGAUGCGGCAUCUCUCUCAAGAAUUUGGAUGGCUUCAGAUUACUCCUCAAGAAUUUCUCUGCAUGAAGGCUCUGCUCCUCUUCAGUAUUAUUCCAGUGGAUGGCCUGAAGAAUCAGAAAUUCUUUGAUGAGCUCCGGAUGAACUACAUCAAGGAGCUUGACCGGAUCAUCGCUUGCAAAAGGAAGAACCCCACGUCUUGUUCGCGUCGCUUCUAUCAGCUCACAAAGCUCCUGGACUCUGUGCAGCCAAUUGCCAGAGAACUGCAUCAGUUUACAUUUGACCUCUUGGUGAAGUCACACAUGGUGAGCGUCGACUACCCUGAAAUGAUGGCUGAGAUCAUCUCGGUGCAGGUUCCCAAGAUCCUUUCUGGAAAAGUGAAACCCAUCUACUUCCACGCCCAGUGAUGGCGAGCAGUGGACGGCCUCCUUUCCUCGGGUCCCUGGACUCCUGCGCUGCAGUGCCUUGGCACACUGUGUGUCCUCAAAGGUGCACAGUAACCACAAAGAACUCUUUGCUGGGCCCCCUUUCAGGUUUCUGUUUUCUGCUUUUCCCUGAACUGCCUUCACCUUGAGAGAUCUGUCUGGACAUUUGCUGGCUUCAGUGGCUCACUGUGUGCGUGAACUUCCUCUUUCGGUUUUGUGGCGUGGUGCCUGGUGGCCCUGUUUACAUUCUUGUGCUUGUGCAUUCCCCACCGUGGCUUUGGUGGCCCUCUGCACCAAGGGAAAGGUCGGUUCAAAAACGUCCAUAGCCGCUUUUCUGGUGGUUCUUCCUGCUGCUGUUUAUUUUCUAACCAGUGGAAGCAGGUCAUUAAAUGCUGGGGGAUAAGGGAAGACUUUCAAGCUGGAUUGGGGGGGGUGUAUUUUGGGUUUGUUUUAGCAGUUCUUGCAGCCUCUUUUUCCUCUCUCUGAGGAAGGGUCUGAAGGGUCCCUGGAAACAACGAGUGAUGUAAACCCCAAAGCAGACAAAGAGAACAUAGUUGAUACACACGAUCUGUGCGCCUGCUAGACUUUGGUUUCAGACAGGGCUUCAUUUACACAUACAAUCAGGCUCAAGACACCUAUCCUUGGUCCAACUAUGCACACAGAAUAACAGGGUUGAAAGGGACCGUGGAGGUCUUCUAGUCCAACCCCCUGCUUGAGCAGGAGACCACAGACAGCCAUUGUGUUCCCAGCACUCAGACCUUCGGCUUCAUUUUCUCUCUCGGGCAGACCUGAGGAGCCGGGUGUCGCCUGUGGCAGUGGGUGUGGUAGAAGACCACUCUGAAGACACUGGCAGCCACGGCUCCCUGACACAUGCAGUGGUCCUUGUGAGGAAUAAGAAGGGCUGGAAGUUUUCCCAACGCCCAGAAACGGUGGGGCUUUUUUGUAGCUAGUACUACUUCAUCUUUCUUCUUCUGUGGACCAUGAGCCAGAAGUAAAAACAUUUGCCCAGUGAAUGUGAACACAUUCCAGUUGUGAGCUUUUUUAUCUUUUCAUGAACACUCUCCCUCCCUCCCUCCCUCCCUCCCUCCCUUUAAUUCUCAGUUGUGUUCUUUUCCCCUUCCAGCGCUCUCCCAGUCUCUGUUAGCCUCACCUGAGCUCUGCCUCUCGUUGCAUGCCAUUCAUUUCACUUCCUUGGAUCACUUGCUUUUUGAUGUAUGGCAGGGAACCAUCUAAGAAAUCAUACAACUCGGAGACCCUUCCUGGGAACGUCUGUCAACAUCGUCCUAGGCCAGCCCAGGACAAUUUCUUCCAAACUUCACUUGGGUUCAUGAUGGGUUAAACUGCAAGAAAACAACGGUGGAGCCUUUUUUUCCUUUCUGCAAUUUCUGUUGAACAAUAGCAGAACUGCAUUAUCUUAUCAAAGGAGAUAAGGAAACCAUCCUCCCAAAAUUAUACCUCUUUUUUUAUUGGAAACAAAGUCCCUUUUUUCUAACCCAGCUGCACCAUGGUAUCACUUACCAGGAAAUCCCAUGAGCUGGUAGCCAAAAAUUCAGAGAAGCCAUGUGGGUGAAUUAGGGUUUUUUUUUUGUUUGUUUUGCUUUUCAGGGAAAAAAAUACACAUGGGAAAAAAAAUUCAAAACACGCCCUGGGAUACCAUAAGUGAGCGUAUGAAAAGCCCAUGGUUGCAAUGAGAACAUUAUCUUGAUUGAUGUUCCUGUUAGGUACCACUUUUUAGCACAAGGUGACAUCUACUGAGAAUAACAAAGAUGAAAUUAGGAUCAAACAUCUGGAGAACUGCCUGGCCCUCCUGAGGCCCGGCUUGAUUCUUCAUCUGCUGUGAUUCCAAGGUGCCUUGCUGGGAGUUUAAAACUUGCCCACCUUGGGUCAUUUUGAUCUGAUGCUUAAGAUCAUUAAUUACCUGGCCUUCGUUGUAUCUUUGAUGGAUCCUGCACACUCCAAGCUUCAGCUAAAGGACAAACAAGGUUACAUUUCUAACAAUGCAGAGUUAAAAUAACCAACGUUCGGUUUCAUCUCUGCAGAAACAAGAACAAUAAAACAUCAAUACACUGAAUUAGCUUUUGUUUUUGAGUGAUGCUGUCCCUUGCAUUGCUAAAAUAAAUAUAUUUUGGCUGCUUUUUAAUUUUUGGAUCUAACAACAAUAAUUAGACGGAACCAAAUAGAAACUUAUUCCUAUUUUCUGUACUGGGGUUCCCUGUCCUCUCAUUCUCAGAGCAACAGUGACAAUGCUAUGGAUGUUCGGGCUUUCCUGGACCUUGUUCCUGCUAUCUCAAGAGAUUUUUUUGAAAAGCUCUUUUUUAAGACAGGAAUCUACAUUUUGGGUGCUUGAUUUGAAAACCUCCGCCUCCCACAUACAUCAAUCUAGAUGAAUUGCACCCUUAACCAUCUUUCCCUGCAGACUCAAUAUAAUUUCAUUAUUCGUUUUAGAACUAUUGCCUCAGACGCCCCUAUAAGGCCAUCAAACGCUGAAAGCACUUCUGUAGUUGAUGAGCCCAAAUGGCUCAGAUCAGUGUGUUGAUUCAACUUCCCUCCACUGCAUUGUACUUGUGAUGUGCCUUCCACAGAGCUGGCUGUGGGGAACCGUGUCCGUGGCAUUCCAGCGUGCAUGUAUGCUGUACUUGGUUUCAGGGUAUUUUUCUCCCAUACUCAAAUCUUUUGAAAAUCUUGAAAUUCAAGGGCAACAUGCAUCCUUCAUGCUAAGCUAUUGCAAAAGGGCAAAGUUCCUCCUCUGACAUCUUCAAGAUCCACGCGCAACCAAAGUGCCACCUCUGGUAGACCUCUGCAAUCUAGCAUGGCUGCUUCAUGUUUUUGAUACCACAGUGAACUUGCUAGAUCUUGAAGUACCCCAGGAUGACUCAUUUACGGUAGCUGUAACCUGUCAUCCAGCAGCUUGAUUUCUCAUCUGUCUCUUCAGUGUCAAGCAAUCUUCCGAUGUGCAUCAGGUCCAGGAGAAGCUUCAUCUUCUGACGAUUUCUGGAAGAUCCUUUCAAAUCCUUUUUAAUGAAUGUCAUGUAAAUAUUGGAGAAUGGAUUAGUGGUGGCCGGGAGUUAAAUAUUUACUUUCUUCAGUUUAUUUACUGUGGACUACUGCUGCAGCAGUACAAGGGAAUUGAGGUGGGUGGGGUGGAAGCUUAUGAAUUAUGAAAAGCAUUUACAAAAUCAUAGUCAUCAGUCCAUAUUUUUAGUACUGUGCAUUUUAUGCAUCAAAAUUAUUACACAUUUUUAAAAGUGUACUUAGGCUUGAGUACAUUCUAUUCUGCCACUUGAAAAUUGCCUUUUGUGAUAUGAGAAGUUACUUGCCAGACCCCAAUCACUCUGAAAAUGCACAGGGUUGUAAAAGGACUGACAAAGGUGGGUGGGGGGUGGAUGAAUGACGGCCUUUCCGUUGCUGCUGCCUCCUCCUGCUCCUUCGCCCCAGAAGGGGUCCCCCCGGGGCACGCUUGGUCUUGUUCGUUUGUCAGUUGGGAAGGAGAAGGAAGGCCGUGAAUUGAAGGAAAGGGGCAUUCCCAUUGCACAAAGAAGGGACUUGCGCAUUUGACCCUAGACAACAUCACAAUUCUGAUGACAAUGGCUGUGCAUCACAGAUUUGGGGUUUCUUGUACUUUAUUUUUGAUGUGAGAUGUAUAUGCUUAAGAAUCUUAAGAUUUUCUAUAGUUAAAGAUGCCUAAAUCUAUGUUUUCCCCUUUUCUUUGGGAAAACGUUUUUCCAAUCCUGUCCCUUAAUUUUACUGGAACUCUGAGUUCUUUUUUGUCUGAAGCACUUUGUAAAAGCUUAAGCUGCUUCUGUGUUCACAUAUUGCAAUGUUGACCGAAAGAAUGUGUUUGUAGUAUUAGUACCAAAGAAUGUUAUUUAAAGUGGGAAAAACAGAUUUCUGACUUAGUUGGACAAGUCACCUUCUUGUUCUGGAGCACAUGGAGCCUUCUCUGCACCCUGGUCAGCAUUUUCUGCCCCGCUGCUGAGAUGGAGGACCUGUGGGGUUAGCCAAGGCAGAAAAGCAUGGAAAUCUGAUGGUACGAAUGGAUUUCCUGGCCUGCUGAGCAGAGCAGAGCAGAGCAGCCAGAGCGGAGAGUGUCUCUCUUGUGGGGAAUAGCCCGUUGGUUGCAUUAUUUGCACUGGGGGCAGCUGGCCCUCCUUUGCUCCCGUUUGAUCACACUAAAGGUUUUUGAUACUCACGGCUCCUCAGAGAGUGGAGGAGAACUCUUUUGCCAGGGAAUGUUUUUACAGCACAGCCUCCACCUGGGCUGCGGCUGAGGACGGGAAGGCUGAAGGGGCUGUGGUUCUUCUGCUUCCUGACCUGUGCCUGUGAGGAUACUGCAAACCACUGGUGGAGGGAGGAGGGUCGGGCUGCGGCCAGAGGAGGACCUGAGCUUUGUCCCUCUUGCUGGAAAGGAGCCCUUUGCCAGAGAAGGAUGCCCAGGAGAAGGACAUUCAGAGGUCAGGACAGAGUUAAGCGCACGUCCUUCUUCUGUGUGAGAUGGCUUUCAUUCUUAGGUGAAGUUGACAGUUUUCACAUUGAAUGUGCAGAAAGCAGAGGGGCUCAAGGCCCCAGGCUCUUGUCCUUGUUGGAGAGCCGGGUGGGGUGGGCAGAAUGGAUAGACAUUUCUUUCUUAUAUAUAUAGCAUAGCUGGAGCCAGAAAUAAUUCUGCAAAAGUUGUGGCACUUUUUUAAAAAGUUACAUUUGUUAAUCUGCUUGUAUAUUUUUUAAUUCAAUCUUUGCAUACAUAGAUUAUUGUUAGAUGAGAUCACCCAAAUGACUGUGCACUAGAAUUGUGAGGGGGUGGGAGCUAGAUGGACUUGUACAGGUUUCUAUGGUCUUAAUGCAGUCAAAUAAGCUUGUGAUGCUAUAAAAUAUCAAUACCAGCCAAACAGCUGAAAUAUUGUCCUCAGAACAGAAAUAUUGUCCUCAGAACAGCUACCCACCCAGCAGUGGCGGAUUAAGGCUCACUGGUGCCCUAAGCACUGAGAAACUUGGUGCCACCCUCCUUUCAAUGAAGAACCAAUCUUCAUUGGGGGGGGUUUCUUUCUUAACUUUCUGGUGCCCCCUUUGGGCCUGGUGCCCUAAGCAGGUGCUUAGUCUGUUUAAUAGUCAAUACCCCACUGCCACCCAGCUCUCCAGGGCGCAGAACUGCCUGUCAAAUGCAUCAAACAGCAGUAGAUUAAGAAUGAUUUAAUUAGGCAAAGAAUUCAUUGAAAGAAUAUGAAAUGGAUAGAUGGAUUCUUUGUUAUGGUCAAUGAUCAUAAAAUCAUUGCAUACAUAAAGCUAAUGAUGAUUGAUUGAUCGAUUGGGUGGAUGGAUGGGUGAGCAGAUCAGUCUAACUGCUGUACAUUUUGCAUAUUACAUGACAAAAUGUGGCCAUACUUAAAGAGAAUAAUGGCAUUAUAUCCAGGAAGUGGUCUUCAAUUAAUGGUGCCAAAGCAGAUAGAACCAGCCAUUUAUUUACCAGCCAUUUUUUUACUGACACUGAUAGAAGAAAUUGUAAUUGACUUUAUUAAUGUCAGACUUAGACACACAAGUGUAAUUCAGUGUCAGACACUUCAAUGGAGAUGCUGGGCACAACCACAGAAGCAGCUGCAGCCAUAGGUCCUGGGAUGACUGACAUGAGGCCAGGGCAAGCAAUCCGUCCCAGUUGCAGAGGCUAAAACCUGAGAGUUCGUGUACACCCAGCCUCAAGAGACAGAACUGAACUGGGAACUGUUAAAGAGAGGAUGUUACAAGACAAAACAUAAGCCUUUUGUUUCUGACUUCAUUAGUAUGUGGUGUGUUUAAUAGAAGGUGACAGUUGUCAUUUGACAGAGGGCAAAUUUCAUGCUGUAAACCAGUUCUGAUCUUUGUAACCUUGGAUUCUGUUGUUCCUCCAAAUACAGUUUUAAAAAGCAAACCUUGAUUGUCUGAAUCCAUGUGUACAAUUCCUUUCUUGGCUACCUAUGGAGAGUGGCUUCUACUUUUUGAAACAGUGUCUUGGUUAUUCUAGACCAGCGGUCCCCAACCUUUCUGGCUCCAUGGAUCUGGGGUGGUGGUGGGAGGGGAUGGUUUGGUGCACGCAACCUAAAUCCCACACAUGCACAAAUGAAGCUUCACACGCCCGUCCACCACUUCCACAGCCCAGUUCCCAACGGGCCGUGGACCUGGGGGUUGGGGACUCCUGACCUAGACAAAACGAGUGUGAGAGAAACUUAUGCAGAGGAAGCAUUUCAAGAGCAUUUUCAAGGUGUUUAUCAACAGACGAUGCUGUUAUGGGAAAUCAGGCUUACUGAAGAGAAAACAAAUAAUUCGCUUACAUAGAUUAUUUAAGAAUAUGGAUCUGGGUGACAAAAUCUUUUCUUAUCCCUUCCAGCUGGACCUAAAUAUGUUUAACUUUUCUGCAUGGUUCUUUUCUUUUUCAAGGUGACAGGGAAUAUAUUUAGAUUCUGAAUGAUAACUUAUAUCUUCCUAAGGACAAAAGUGGCCACCAACUUUCCUGCGGUAAUUGCGCUGAAACGACUCAUUUGCAAUAAGUGUAAAGAAGAGAAAAUGGCAAAGCCAAGGCUUGUCUCGCCUGGAAGGGACAUUUGCUGCCUGAUCUGCUGAUUCUGGGUCCUCAUCUGAGGAGCCGUUCAGGAGCAUUUCUUAAAGUGUCAGCAAAGCUGAGCUGAUCGUUCAGGGGUUUUCAUCCUUGAUUUUGUGUAUUUCUGUAGAGAUGUAGCAGUGGUGAAAUCCUACCGGUUUGGACCAGUUCAAGAAAACCGCUAGGGAUUAUGGGCAAUCAGUUCGCCAAAUCAAUAGUAAUUACCCCUCCUUGGCCCCACCCACGCCUGGCCAGUCGCCGGUCACCUCUUCCGGCUGCUCGAUAUUCCACAGAAUUCAAAGUUAAAUGUAAGAGAGAAUGCUAACUUUUCUCCCUCCAUUCAGAACGGAGCCCCUGCAGCCUGUCCCUUUAAGAUAGUCCCAGGUGGGAGGGGGCUAGGAGGGAACCAUAAAGGGAGCAGCAGCUCCAUUCUGAAUGGAGGGAGAAUUGUUAGCAUUCUCUCUGCCACAGAAUUCAAUGUUAAAUGCAGCAGAGAGAAUGCUAACUUUUCUCCCUCUAUUCACAAUGGAGCUGCUACAGCCUGUCCCUUUUAAGGUAGUCCCCAGGAGGGAGGGGGAGGGGAGAGCAGCUAGAAUGGAGCCGUUUUUGUGAAAGGCAGGAAACUGGGGAAGGGGAUUUUCUUGCCUGUCAUCCAUUCCUCAAUCUCAACACAGGCUGAGGGAAGGAUGGUAGGCAGGAAUAUUCCCCUCCCCAUUUUCCUGCCAUUCGCGACAAGGAGUGGCUGGAAGGGGAGGGGCCAGUGAGGAGCCCCUCGAUGUGAGUGAUGUCAAGUUGGCCACGCCCACCCAGUCACAUGACCUCCCCCAACAAGCCACGCCCACAAAACCGGUAGGGGAAAUUUUUUAAUUUCACCCCUGAGAUGUUGUGAUCUUUUAUAUAUAAUGCAAAUCCACCUCCUCUUUUGUUAGGUCUGUUUCUUUUGAAUAAUUUGUAUCCUUCCAUCAGUACAUUAUAGUCAUGAGUUUUGUCCCACCAAGUUUCAGUAAUGGCAACUAUAUCAUAUACUUCAUGUUCUAAUGCUUCAAGUUCACCAUGUUUGUUCCCUAAACUUUGAGUGUUAGUAUAUAGGCAUUUGAGUCCUUUAUGGAUCUUGGGGUAGGGGAGGAAACCCAGGAAUUGACUCAAGUGUCAUUCUUGACUCUUCCUUAUUUACUUGCUUCUUUGAAACAAAUGCUAAAUUCUUCUGACACUUCUGUCCAAUAAGAAAUCUUGUGAGUUUGCACAGAUAUUUCUCUGUGAGAGAUUUUGUCUGAACAAGGUAGAAGAGGCUUCUGCUGUAAUCAUGCACUCAGUGCCAAGUUCGAACUGCGCUUUUGCUGUUGCAAUUAUUAUCACUUCUCAUCUUGCCAGAGAACCAGGGGGGAGGGAAGGGGGAGAUGGAAUGUAGGCUCCAGACAUCAAGAAGACAAAACGUGAGAACCAAGGCUACUUUGGCAGACGUUUGUCAAAACCAAAGACUUUUUCUCAUAACAAUACAAUGACAUUCAAUUGGACAAUAUGACCAGCAUUAAUAGCGGGAGGGAGAAGCCUAUACUUUAAUUAUGUGGGUUUGCAUGGUAAUUAGCUAGAUCUGGUUUUGCCCUCAUCAGUGUUGAAAUGAUGUACUCAAUAAAAUGUUUUGCAGUCAGGGA
Ahaetulla prasina is the source of this 11492-nucleotide messenger RNA. It is a transcript of the gene AR, whose product is annotated as androgen receptor. Lineage: Eukaryota; Metazoa; Chordata; Lepidosauria; Squamata; Colubridae. Gene Ontology annotation, molecular function: zinc ion binding; nuclear receptor activity; sequence-specific DNA binding. Bases 882 to 3260 code for a protein of 792 amino acids. The transcript is spliced from 8 exons. Gene Ontology annotation, biological process: male gonad development; androgen receptor signaling pathway; regulation of DNA-templated transcription. The record is from RefSeq and is a predicted model, not a curated record. Gene Ontology annotation, cellular component: nucleus.